Triticum dicoccoides is the source of this 888-nucleotide messenger RNA. RefSeq names its product ribosomal RNA-processing protein 17-like. Gene Ontology annotation, cellular component: nucleolus. The transcript has 4 exons. Lineage: Eukaryota; Viridiplantae; Streptophyta; Magnoliopsida; Poales; Poaceae. The record is from RefSeq and is a predicted model, not a curated record. The coding region runs from base 109 to 750 and encodes 213 amino acids. Gene Ontology annotation, molecular function: rRNA binding.
CUAACCUAGUUGCCCCCCUUCUCCAAAGCCGGCGGCGCUUCCUCGUCUGUACCAGAGAGAGAGAGAGAGAGAGAGAGAGAGAGAGAGAGAGAGAGGAAAGGCUUGGCCAUGGCGUGGGAGGAAGAUGGCUUGGAAGAGGAGCACGAGGAGGAUAUGGAAGCGUCGGAGGAGGAAGGGGAGGAUGUGGUGGUGGGGCAGAUGCCAACGUUCAUGGUCCCAAAGCACAUCAAUAAGCGCGCCCUGAAGAACAAGGCCCUCUCCGUCUCCCUCGACAAGAAAGCCCUCAAGGAUUUCGUGACUGGGUUUCACAAGAGAAAGAAGAAGAGGAGAAAGGAGGCGCAGAGAAUUACGCAGGAGAAGGACAGACGGAAGCGAAUCGAGGCACGCAAGAUGAGAAAGCAAGAGAAAGAGAUUGCUCUAUACGGUAAAGUCGUGUCAUCAGAAAAUGUGGAUGGUGAAGACGGUGAUGGUGAUGGUGACGGGAUGGAUGCAGCUGCGCCUGAAAUCAAGACGUAUGAAGAUGGCGGGACUAGAAUAACAGUAGUCACCUGUGAAAUUACUCAUGGAGAGGAGGAUGACCAGAAAUCCGUGUCAAGGAGCUAUGCUAAGAAGAGUUGCGGUGUGGUUAGUGCCAAGAAGCAGCCCAGUUUAGGCGUGAAGAAGAAGCCGCCACCAAAGAGGCAAUUCAGCAAAAGCAAGAAGACUAAAAAGGUUGACACGAGUAGACGGAAGAACAAAGGAAAGCAUUGACGUUGUGUAUGCCUGUGGCUGUGGACGGACGGGCCUGAGUUGCAUUUAUUUUUUAAGAUAAGAAGAUAACAAAAUCGGUUACGAAUUGUGUUCCUGUUGCUGCAUUUGUGCUGUUCUGGCAAUUUCUUUGUCAUGGUA